AUGCAACCAACAACAAUGCAACCUAAACUUUCCGACACAACCCAAACUAUAUCAUUUGUGGAUGAAGAGGAGACAUACAAUGCUGAAGUGUUUGCCACUGAUGUUGUGGUCACAACAAACUCUGGUAACCACAACCAUGGUAGCUCAAAAGUAAAACUUACUAAUAUAGUUGACUAUAACUGGGAGGCUAAAUUCUAUCCCGGACGCUUGAUUGUCAUACAUAGGAGUGGAAAGUUUUUAGCAUAUUGCAUUAAGGCUCCAAAUUCUAUGGAUGGCAUGAUAAGAGUUGUUUAUCUGGAACCAGGAGUAAAUGAGAGACUUCUGAUUAAGGGAAUGAAUGGAGAGGUUCAGGAUCUCUCUUUUGCCUUCAUACAGAACCAAGUUCUCUUGGCUAGUAUUGAUGAACUAGGACAUGUGUACGUUCAUGAGAUUGAACUUAUUGAUGGGAGAUUGAGAUGCUCACUAAUAGUGGAGAUCCAAGAAGACGCAGGGUUGGGUGGAUCUGCGCACCUAGUUGCUUGGUGUCCAUAUAUACCUGAUGAAGACGACGACGCCUCAGACGCGGAUAUCGCUAAGAUGCUUAUUAGUACACACUCUAAUGUCGCUCGCAUCUGGAACAUCCGGGAGGUGAGCAUGAUGUGCAGCGUGGGGUCCGUUAAGGUGACGGACGCGUUGUCCUGCCGCGCGGGGCAGACGGCCAGCACGCACACAGCCCCGCUUCGGGCUGCUGCCUUCUCGCCUGAUGGAACUGCUUUGGCCACAGCUGGUGCUGAUGGAUACGUCAUGUUUGCUCAAGUAUGUUUGGACCUCUCGAAAGUCCCCAGCUGUCUGCACAAGUGGCAACCGCACGAAGGAAAGCCGUUGACCUGUCUCCUCUUCCUUGACAACCACAAGAAUUAUAAUAGCGAUGAACAAUUUUGGAAAUUUGCGGUCACCGGUGCUGACAACAACACGAACAUCAAGAUAUGGACAUGCAAGACUUGGACGUGCAUCCAGACGCUCACCUUCACGCCUCCCCUGGGCACGGACUCCCUCUCCUUGGGGAUGAAGGCUCAGCUGGACAUCAGUGCCAGCUAUCUCCUCCUCAGUGACUUCAAAACGAGGAGCCUCUACGUGCUGAACAUGAGGCGAGAUGACGAAGACACUAUCGCGUAUUGCAAGAGCGUGUCAGAAUUUCUGCUGCCGUAUCAGGUCCUAGGUUUCUGCAUUGUCGAUGCUGAGGAGCAACCAGUGACGUGUCAGUCCAGCUGCGACGACCCUUUCCAUAGAAACGGAUCAGCGCACGACGCGUCGCCAAAUGAUUAUGACAUGCACGACAACGACGUGUCGUGUGCGGAGGUCGGCGCAGGCGCACAACGCACUCGCCUACGUUUGUACGUGGUCCAGCCGAAGGGUCUGCAAGAGGCAAAUCUGAUAUACACGCACCAGCUCCCAAUAGCACAAGCCGCGCAUGACUUAGAAAGUUUGACCUUGGAAGAGACGGUGGAAGAUGAUGAACUACCAUCCAAUAUUCUGCAGCAACAGACCCAGCAACUUAAAAAUCUUUUACUAUGCUCACAGACGCAAAGCAAUAGCCUCAUCAAUGCACGAGCGGAGUCCCCAACGCCGAUGCCCCAACUUAACUUGAUGACGCCGGACGCUUUUAGUUCACCUGGCAAACGCGACGACGAGGAGGCAUCGACGAGCACACAGGAUGCAGUUAUGCCAAGACUAUCGACUGGAGGUUGUAAAGACGAAGAGGCGGUCAGCUUUAAUUCGGUCAAGCAAGUGUCGGGCGGUUCCUCCCCGAGUCGCGAAGUGCAACAGAUUAUGUCGCACAAUGAUUAUUACAAGGAUGACGAAGAAGAAGAAGAGUCCACUCAGACGCCGGUCGCUGAAGGCGCGACAGCGAACGGAACCGAGCCCCUGUUCAAGAAGGAGUUGUACGUGUCGCCAGAGAAACCGCCGCCACCUGCCAAACUGACGCACAGUAACAGCGACACAUCAUGGCCACAAAUAUCGCUAGCGCAAAUAACGGAGGCUAACCAGCGCAAAGCGUCCAGCGACAAAUCUAGCAACCAGUCGGUCUCCGCCCCGCUCUCCGCUACGCUGCCUGCCACGCUCUCCGCCACGCUACCCGCCGCGAUCUCCGCUGCGCUGCCCAUGCCGCCCCAGCCUCAGUCUGCACCUGUCUUGACUACGGUUGUUGACGAAGCUACUAAGAUUAAAUUGGAAUCUCUAGAAUCCAAAAUCGACAAAUUGACUGAGCUGAUGUCUCAACAAGCGAGAGAACUUCGUGCCCUGCGUAACGAAUCGAGACCUGCGCGUGAGAACGUCGAAAAAGCGAUGCAUGAACACUCGCAGAGGACAGCGGCGGCCAUAGACAACGCUCUUGCUUCCGGGUGGGAGCGUAUAUCUCGCAUCGGCGAAUCUGCCAGCAAGGCAGCUGCGCAGGCGGCGGGAGCCGGCGCCGCUCGGGCCCUAGAACCCUUAGCAUCAGCUUUGCAGCACGAGCUGGCCAUCAAACUCACAGCUACCGACAACUUGCUCGCUGAAAACAUCAACAAGCUCGUUAAUAGCAAGACUGUAAUGGAGCGCCUCAGUACGUCGAUAGCGACGUCUCUCUCUGAAAUGGUGCGCGCCUCCUUCCGCGACGCGUUGGUGGAUAGCGUUCUGCCUUUACUCGAGAAGGCGCACACGCAGAUCUUCCGACAGGUCAACCACGCCUUCCAGACUGGCACCAAAGAGUUUGCAGCAAACACGGAGGCAGCAGCACGUGCAGCAGCGGAGAGGGGUGGAGCAGCAGCUGCUACGUCGCUGCGACAAGCGCUCGAGAAACACGCAGAGGCGUUGGCUAGAGCCACGCCUAUGCAACCACAACACUUUGCGAAUACCCUUAAAGAUGUCGCACACAGCGUUUUGGAGAAAGAGGUGGCAUGGUGGCGUGAACAGGCGAGGGGCGUGGCCGCUCAGAUGUCGCGUGCGCACUCACCCGCCACUCCCUCACUUGCCGACAGACAAAUGCAAGUUAGCCAAAUCCAGUCGCUCAUCAUGAGCGGUGAUAUCAACGGCGCCUUCCAAUUGGCGCUCUCGGCAUCAGACCUGAACCUCGUGGUGGGUGCCUGCAAGAGCGCAGACCCGAGCAGAGUUUUCGGACCACCUUGUAGACUGAAACAGCACGUUCUGUUAUCGCUUGUGCAGCAAUUAGCAGCCGAUAUGACGAGAGAUACAAAUCUGAAACAUAGGUACUUAGAAGAAGCGAUAAUGAAUUUGGACACAACCAACGCAGUGACCAGGGAACACCUGCCUGUGGUUGUCAGAGAACUGCAGAAACAGAUAGUGGCCUUCCUCAAUGGUAACCCUGGGCACGCUCUCAGCAGACAGUUCAGGAUGCUUCUGAUGGCCACAGAGUCACUGGUGAAGACCACCGCCUGA
Messenger RNA from Leptosia nina, 3414 nucleotides. Lineage: Eukaryota; Metazoa; Arthropoda; Insecta; Lepidoptera; Pieridae. The record is from the annotation of a GenBank genome assembly.